AUGAAUCCACAAGCCUCGUUGCAAAACGUGGAUGAUGAUGGUGCCCCUGCCCCAAAGUCCAUUCGUGAAACAAGUCCAACGAGCAAUGCGACAACGCUCGAUGACGACUACGUUGAAAUUCACGACGAUGUCUAUAAUAUGUUUUUCUUGUCGAAUAUAGGGGGGCAGGCGUUCUUUUACGCAGCGUACGUAUUCUUUUUAAAGCUGACACUGUACACGUUCCUGGUAAUUGAUGCAUUGGACGAAGAGUCUUCCGAAAUCACCGACCCAAAAGUGCUCGCGGCGCAGUUCCUCAUGUUACCGAUAGCCGUUGCUAUGCAAGAGGACCUGAUUGCAACUUACUACCUAAUUGCAAACGUAAAAUUCGAAGACAGUCUGACACUAGCGAACCCUGGUGCCCGAAAAUGGAAGUUUCACGCCGCGAACUUAGCUCGAGGGAUCGACGGUGUGUACAGCUUGUUGGUCAAUUUUGUCAUUUUGAUAAAAGCAACUGCCGUGCUUCCAAUGUUUUUGAAUUUCGCAGCGCUCCAGUUUCUUCAGACAAUCGAUAACUUGGCUCUCAGGUUGGCCGAGCACGGCUAUGUGACAGAGCGAUUGGAACUUGUGGCCCACAAUGUCAAGACAGCGCGACUCCCACAAAAGAGAAACAAAUUUUAUCGGGCUUUGGAUUCGAUUUUCUUCUUGACUACUUUUGCUUUUUUAUUGACCGCUUGGGCGAUCAUUAGCUUCGCUAAGUAG
This is a messenger RNA of Phaeodactylum tricornutum CCAP 1055/1, 738 nucleotides long. RefSeq lists its product with no specific name. The coding region runs from base 1 to 738 and encodes 245 amino acids. The record is from RefSeq and is a predicted model, not a curated record. Lineage: Eukaryota; Bacillariophyta; Bacillariophyceae; Surirellales; Neidiaceae. The transcript has a single exon.